CUGAAGAAUUUGGCAUUUUGUGUGGAAAAUGAAGUGUCAGUCUUGUGCUUCCUUGAUACUUUGAAACAUAUCUGAAGAUAGAAGAUGUAAUGACUAACAGAGAACUGGCUACACAAGGUGGUUUGCUGCUAAGUGACAGCACCAAACAGGUUGCCUCUCUGCUUUGAUCAUGUUGAUGGGCCAGGAAUCAGCAGACCUGGAUCAGGAGGAUUCCCGAUUUUCAGCGUCACCUUAAAAGACCACAGCAUUUCUCCAAUGCAGCCUUUGAAGCAGCUCAGCCACUGUUCACUCAGUGGGGCCCAGGUCCUGAUAAACUGACAUGGAUGAUGAAGAUGGCACCUGCUUGCUUGAUGUUUUAUGUGACCCUCAAGCCUUGAAUGAUUUUCUACAUGGAACAAAUGAGCUGGAGACGGACGGCAUACUUAUUAACUCAUCGGAUGCUGAAACCACCCUAUUUACAGCUCCUGCAAGCCCUGUGUCCAUACUUGCAGAUGACCCUCCUGUGGAAAAUCACCAGCCCACCAACUGUGUUGACCUCUCUUUCCUGGAGGAAGCACUUCUGGCUUCACCUCCACAGGAUUCAAGCGAAGAUGGUGCCUGCAUGGAGAAGGCCUGUGAGGAACAGGAGGACAAGCAGGAGAAAGAGGCAUGUGAUAUCCUGCAGCAGAGCCUGCAAGAGGCUGACAUUACGGAGCAGACUUUGGCAGAAGAGGCAGGAUUAGCAGCUGGGGCCAUUGGCUCUCAGCCAGCAGAUAUCGUACCACUGUAUGUGACCUCAGAUGGUCAACAUGCAGACCUGGGUACUCUACUACAGCCUCCUUCACAUGCCUUACCAAAAGCACUGACUGUGCAUCCAAUGGUUUCAGGCCUUGGUGGGGUUCAAUUGACAGGCCUGCAAAAUGUACCUAAGGACACGCAAGCUGCAGUGGAGCCUCCUCAGCCUUCCUUGAUGGCAGUUGGACCAGGCUGUCCUUCUUUAAUUGGAAAGCCAACACCGCCACAGCUCAUGAGUCUCUUGCCAGGAACAGUGUUCCCUGCCCCAACCUCAGAGCAGCCGCUUGCUCUCAAUCCUGCCCAUGGUUCUAGUGUUCUGAUCCAGAAAACUGUACCAAAUGUUAGUGGCAGCUCCUUAUUUAGCAGUACCCCAAUUUCCCAUGCCAUCAGAGCAAACAUGGGGUCAAGUCUUCUUAUCCCACGGGCUCCUCUGCCAAUUCAGCCUAAGUUGCCUGUGAGCAUUCAGCCCAGGUUGGUUCAAAUUAGUCCUAAACCCAUCAGCACCACAGUUAGCCCAAACCAGCAGCACAGGCAUCCAGCAGGUGUGACGUUUGUUUCAGGAAAUCCUCAUCAGAACUUCCUGCUCUCAGCUGCUCAUAAUAAUGUUGUUAAACAACAGUCUUCUCAGGGUCUUGCCAAACCCGUCAGCCUGCAGCUCCUGAACCAGACAAGCAGCAUUGUUAUCCAGCCUCAAGGCAUUUUCCCAACACCAAACCAAUUUAUUCUUCCUGGGCAUCUUGCCACAACUUCUUCACCUUCCAUCUCUCAAGCACCUUCUGCUCGGUCUUUCCUGCCUAACCAAAGCUCUAGUACUCAACCACUUCCAGUGGUAAGACAUAGCACCUCUGGUCCGCUGGUAGAUACUACCCAGCUUUUAGCUACCCCCUCUGGUCAGCUGAAUUUCGGUCAAGUAUUCACAACACCAAAUGGACAAUUUGCUGUUAGGCAGGGUGCAAUCCUUUCUGGACCCUUCCAGUUUCAGACUAGUGCUCCUACGAUCUUUCAAAUGCCUACACAGCUGACCAGUAGCUUCUCUACUCAGUCAUCGGGGCCACAGAAUGGAAAUACAGUACAGCCAACCCAGACCCUUCUGCCUGGAACAACUUCACUUGGUAACCAGAUAACUGUACUUAACAGCUCUGGAGUUUUAGGCCCCGCACUCAGCAUACAGCCUGGCCCAGGAGCAUCCAUUCCAGACUUGGCCUCUGUUUCUAUCAUGAAUGGUCAACCUGUAGUUCAUGGUGUUCAGUCAACGACAUUCCCAGCUCAAAACCAGCCCUCAGCUUCACUGUUACCAUCUGAAGGGUCUACAGGUUUUCAGCCACUAGCAACUGGGUGCCCAGCAAAAAGCAGCCAACCUGACUGUGAUGGAAAUGACUUACUUGAACAACAACAGUCACAAACUGACAGUCCUGCAGCCCUCCAGACUUCAAACCAAAUCCAACACCCAGCAGCCUUGCCUAAUGUUCAGCUCCUUAGCCCAGCACUUCUCCAAGGCCAGGCACCAGAUGCCCCGUUUCGGUUACACAAGCAGCUGAAAUAUGAGGGCAAGCUACUUCCAGAGCCGACUGAUCAUGACCUUCUGAUCGAAGUCAAUAGUGGGGCAGAUUGCAUGCAGAACAUUGCGCAGAAGCACUUACAGCAGCUAUCAACCCCUCCUUCAGCCCAUCUCAUUGGACCAGCUGAGCCCUUGCGGUCUCCUCUUUGUAAUCAGACAAUAAUAACUCCCCAAGCUGCCUCACAUCCGGUGCGCCUCAGUUCUCCUUUGGAGAGUCACCAGCAAGCAAUCACCGCAAGCAUUCCAGUGAAUGGACAUGAUGGCCCCUUAUGCUCCCUUCUAAAUGGGCAGCCCAUGAACAACCUGCCAUCUGACAAUGGGCGUAAUGGAAGCUUGUCUGCACCCCUAAGUACUCACACUGUCAGCACACAGACUAUAGCCACCAGCCAAGGAUUUACGGUGAACAACAUUAAAGCUUCAUUGACUACAAUGGAAAAUCCUAGGAUGUCUCUUCCCUUGGGACUAUCUUCAUCCCUACCAAUCCAGAGAAGUGUCAACAAACCAGCAACACAUCUUGUGGCAGAGAGAUUAAUAAAUCCAGCAGGAGCUGAUUCAACACUGAAGCCACCGCAGCAACAGACAGAACAACAGAUAUCAACUGUGUCUGCAAAAAUGGAAAGGUCUCUAGACACCCAGCUUCAAAGACAAAGGUUCCAGCAUCAAAUUAAUAAGGAUCACACUACUGUUAUGAAUCCAGACUGUUCAACUCCAUUUCACUCCGUUGAAGAUGCAAUUGUCCAUCUCCUUCCCUACCACACCUUUGUUGGGCGACUGCCUACCAAGGAUGAUUUCAGUGUAGUGGAUGAGCAAUUUGAAACUGUGUCCAGCCAGCUGCUAAAGCGCACUCAGGAAAUGCUCAAUAAAUAUCGGCAACUGAUGCUUCAGGAAAUUCAACAGGUGAAGCAGUCUGCAGAGAUGGUGAUGUUGGAACGCUUAUUUCUUCACGAUGAGCGAGUAGAACUCAGGGAGGUACAGAAGGUUAGAAGACUCACUUCAGAUGGGCCUGUGGCUUCAAAUUACAAACCAGUUUCCUAUGUCUCUCCUGCUAAUCAGCCCACCAUUCCUCCAGAUACAGAUCUUCCUCUUUGUGUGACUCCUAACUUGGCUCCUAUUGAUCCACCUUGCUCUUCUCCUCCAUUGAGGUUAAUGUUUGACUGUACCAAAAGUCUGAGGACUUACCCAUCUAGAAAACGGGGGGGUUUAAAACUCACUAUCAAGCAAGAAGCUGGCUAUAGCAAAGUGGUACGUAACUCUGUGUGUGAACCAUGGGCAGUCUCUUCUCCUGCUUCUACAGCUAGAUCUGAACUAGAGCCUAUAAACAUGGACAAUGUGAAUGGUAACAGUAAGAAGGAACAGACAUGGGACAGUCUUGAUUUUAGAGAAGCAAUCCAAAGACUUCCUGCUCCCCUAGAGCACCAGCAGUCAAUAUUCUCCAAAGCAACAGGAUGUGGUGAGAAUACCACUGCUAUGAAUGGAGCCCAUUUUAGUUUUCUCGAGAACAAAAGCAAGCAAUCUGCAGAAAAUGGAGAAGGGAUUGUGACAAAGAGCCUGCAGUCUGGGACUACUGUAAAUCAUCAAGAAGAAGGACUGUGUCCUUCAUUUCGGCAGAAUUUUGGUGAGGUUGAUGAAAGAUGUCUAGAAACAGGCAUGCCUGCUCCAUAUGCCAAAAGACCAAGGUCAGAGCCCUCACCAGGACAAGAAGAACGAAGAUGUAAGAGCCCUCAAGCAGAUAGUGUCCUCAGUGAACAUCUUCAAAGUGCUAUUGACAGUAUCUUGCUGUUGCAGAAGCUUCAGGGUCAGUCAGUCUCAGAAACUCCUAGCCUUGGCCUCUUUGAACCCCCUUCUCUUCAAAAUGUGCCGGAAUGUGGAUUAGGAACUGGUGAACCAUCUGCUCUUGAAGAGGCAGUCAAAAGCAUCCUGGAGGACAAGAUGUAGCAAAAUCCAAGGACUGAAGAUACCAGAUUGGAAAAUGAAGAUAUGUUUGUGGUAUUUUUGACCAUCAAAGUAUAAUGCAUAUCAAACAACAUUUAAAAAAGAAUCUCCUAGCAUUAUUAUUAUUAUUAGUUGUACAUUACAGUGUAAUGUAAAUUCAGGUGGCACAUACCUUUUGCUCUUUUUAGUAGACCUGUCAUACCAUUUUGUUGAUUACGUGACAAAAAGGAUGAAUUAUAUUGUCCUCCAAACCAUACAAAAACCAGAGCUAUUACUAAGCCAGAUGCGCUAAUGAAUGCCAUCUGGCUUGUAUUAUUUGAUUACUUAACAAAAUCUACCAGCAGUCCUGUUAUUGGCUCACCUGUUAUCAUUCAAAAUAUAGUAUUCUGGAAAGACUCCAAAAGGCUCACUCUUCCAAGUACUAGCUGUAAAGAAUUCAAAGCAUAAGGAUUAUCAAAAUGUUGGAAAAGAACACACCACUCAAAUUAAUACCUUUAUUAUGAAUAAAUCUGAAUUAAGACUCCUAAUAGGGGUUAAUUGAGCCAGCAACCUGCCAAGUCCAGACCACUUCAUUUAUGUGUUUUUCAGAAAAAAAAUUAGAUGGUGUAGAAUGUAGCAAAAGUAAAAACAGAGCAUCUUAGAGACUGUAAUUUAAUGCAAACUUGAAAAUGCAUUUGUAUUGUAUUACCACUUCUGUGGAUAGUUGCAUGACAAUUGGGCAAAGCCUCUGACAAGGUACAUAGUGUACUAUAGCAGGUUUACCAAGGAGAACAUUAUUUAAGAUAAAACAAAUUAGUCGUUAAUGAAUUACUGCAGUAUCAAAAUAAGUAGGGCCUUUGUUACAAGUAAAAAUGGUGUGGUCGACAUUUUGACGCAGGCGAUGCUAUCAUCAAUGAGGUGAUGCAGUGGUGUGACUUGCAAGAAGUUUUAUUUUUUUUUCCCCAUGGCAUCCAGAGGUUGGUACAACAGUGGCAGAAGUGCAUUCACCUUCAAUGAGACUACACUGAAAAAUGAUAAAAUGGCAUUGUGCUGUGCCAUUUCCAUUCCUCACUUCCCAUUAGAUACUCCUCUAAUAUAACUGCAAGCACAGAUUCACUGUUGAAAUGCUCCUCUAAAGCUAUUGGAGACACAUGUUCAGAGUCUCAUUUGGGAGAUUAAUGGAGCCAUAUUCUUACUAACAUUAAAAGUCUACAUCACACACUAACAUACGGAGAGCCCACUCUGCUAUCUUAUGUUGUGAAUAUGACAUUACCAACUUCACAGCUAUUUUUUGAAUUAUACAGAAAUUAAAAGCACAUACAUGGAAAGAAUAUGUAAUAGUAUAACUAUAAAACUAUGAGAAUGGCAAAAGAUGUACCUUAUAUUCCAAACAGCAUGCAAAUGUUAUAGUCUUACCAAAUUCAUGGUGGCAAUUCUGACCUAAUAAAAUAAACAGCAUGUGCUGUAUUGAAGGCACAAGUUCUCAGUCAUUAAAAAAUUAAAAGAAGAAUCAGAUUGAUUCUAACUUGUAGACUGAUAAGGAGCCUCUGACAAUUUUAUUAGUUCAACUCUCAUUAAUAAGCUUUGCUUAACUGCCUGUGGCUGUGUUAAACAGCGAGUACAAAAUAUUGGCAGUUAAUGAGAACCUAAUGACACUGGAUUCACUUAGUGAGUUAUCCAGCCAUUUAAAAUGACUAGAGGAGUGUUGCAUACAGAGAAGGUUUAAGUUUAGUGGCCAGGUCACUAACACACAAAAAUUCAGGGUUAUCCCAGUUUAAUUUAACUAAUCCAUAUUUUGAAUUCAUUAAACAGUAAAUGACAGAAUGUGAUAUGAGCAGUUCAAAAACCAUUGACUUAAAAUCUAAACAUACCCCAUUUGCUAUAGCUGUUCAAUCACCUCACUUCCAAUUCAAUUUAUAGAUUAUUCUGGUGUUUAAAAUAAAAACGCAGAGUCAAAAGCACUAAAGGGUCUCAAUGAUGGCUUAGCAGAGGAACAAGAUGUUCCAAGUUUAAGUAAAGCCAUUUUUACUUCCUUUGCCACUUCCAUCAUGUGGCUAUUGAAUAAUUAGGGUUUCAUAACAACUGAAACAGACAGGAGGAGUGAGGGCAAACAGCAAGCAACACAAAACACCUGACAGCAAGAGCAUCAUGCAUCUUUAUUCAAUGGUGCUAUAAAAUCACAGACAGAGACCUCAAAAAGUCACCAACAUUUUGUGUCACUGAUUUGAUGAUAAUCAAAUCACAGAUUCAAUUCCACUAUCAUAGACUCCAUUGGAAGAGUGGUAUUUUGAUAAAGAAAAUGUUCUAACAGAUUGUUAUUGAUUUCAUGGGCCACAUUAGGAAUAAUAGGAUUGUGCCUUAAUUAUCAAUGAUAUGUAUAAAAAGUGUACUUUAGUAAACUUUUUUCUGAUAUUAUAAAUAUUACUGUCAUAAGAAUUUGAACCGAUUAAAUAUACCAGAAUGUGCAAAUGUGUCAAAUUAAAAAAGUAUCCAUCCAAAAAAUUCAUAUUUUGAAAACAUCUGUCAAAAACCUCAAUUAAUUCUUAAGAAUGUAUCCUAUAAUAAUAAACAAUACACACUGUAG
This is a messenger RNA of Erpetoichthys calabaricus (reedfish), 6827 nucleotides long. Its product is annotated as BRD4-interacting chromatin-remodeling complex-associated protein. The transcript is spliced from 14 exons. Gene Ontology annotation, biological process: positive regulation of DNA-templated transcription. Bases 320 to 4267 code for a protein of 1315 amino acids. Lineage: Eukaryota; Metazoa; Chordata; Cladistia; Polypteriformes; Polypteridae. The record is from RefSeq and is a predicted model, not a curated record. Gene Ontology annotation, cellular component: SWI/SNF complex.